CCAAAUAGCCCAGGCCCACUCCUUUUUCUUUCUGCAUCUUUUUUUUUUCUUUCUGUUUUUCUAUUGCUUUCUUGUCUCUUCUCGCUCUCAUAGAUCGCCGGCGUCUUCUCCGUUCAAGUUGCAGUCUCAACCUCCCCGGCGUCGCCACCCAUCUCUCUGGGGAUAAUGGGGCGGAAAGCUGGCGGGCUUUAUAUCAACCCGAAGAAAUUUGGUUCUCUUCAUAAACCUUGCAUGCAGGAAAUGAUAAUGUUUCUCAACUGUUUGACUUCAAACCAUGGCGACAAUGAUGCAUGUGCUAAGCAGAAGGAACUAUUAAAUACCUGUUUGGAUUCUCAGAGUAAAAAGAACAGAAAGUCUUGGGGGAGUAUCAAUUAUCAACUGCAGAGGCUUGGCCGAGGAAGGAAGUAGUUUGAGAUUUUCAGAUAUGAAUCAAUUUUACAAUUCAAGGUGGAUUUUUGGAAAGCUUAGCAUGUUAUGGCAAUGCUUUGGUUGUCAAGCUAAAAUAAACAUAUUGUAACUUGUAUUUUAUCUUUAAAUAUCUUGAUGAUGAAAUUUCUAGUUUUUCAAUAUUUUAACCAUUCAAUUAAGUUAAAACUUAAAAGAGGUUGUGGAAUUAUGUUGUAGAAUGCCAAUGUAAUUUCUUUUCUAUAUCAAUUAAAGCUCCAAUGUGCUGCAUAUCAUUUA
Messenger RNA from Gastrolobium bilobum, 684 nucleotides. RefSeq lists its product as uncharacterized. The record is from RefSeq and is a predicted model, not a curated record. The coding region runs from base 166 to 408 and encodes 80 amino acids. Gene Ontology annotation, molecular function: structural constituent of ribosome. Gene Ontology annotation, biological process: mitochondrial translation. The transcript is spliced from 3 exons. NCBI's taxonomy places the organism in Eukaryota, Viridiplantae, Streptophyta, Magnoliopsida, Fabales, Fabaceae.